GGAAGCCGGUAUACCCGCCGAAACACCGUGCAUUUAUCGAGACUUUCAACCCCAGGAAGCCACGCCUGACCAUCAGAGCAGCAGCAGCAGCAGCAGCAGCUCAGAGACUGAAACGAACUUCAGCGAAGACCUGCAGCAGCAACCAGUUCAUCAUGAGUCUCCCAACUCACCGUCAGUGCAGCAUCGAGAUCCAGAAUAAGACCACGACGUUCACCCUGUGCAACCCACGUAUGCACAUUGUGAGCGGCUCCUGCAGCUCACCCCUGCCUCCCACGCUCAGCCCCUACGAGAACGGCAACGCCCUCUUCACCAAGAAGCCUCACACGGCGUGUGGCUCUGUGACCGUCUUCACCUACGACCUCCAGCACGUGUCCACCCUGCAGUUCAACGGCAGAGUCGCGGUGAUGUUCUCGGUGCCGUACGACUUCAACUUCUACUCCAACUGGUACGCGGUAGGAGUCUUUGACAUGGACAAAGCCUGCGACCAGCACCUUUACGACGAGAUGUACAACAAGUCGGAGCAAAAAUUCGUCAGGGGCAAAGCCAAGGGGCCGAGUCUGACCUACAGGGGGGCCUACAUCACUGUCAGGGCCACCAUGUCCGACACCUACCAGCCCAUCCUCAAGGUCGCCAUCUGCAACAACUGAGGCCCAGAGCGGCACCUGCAGCGUGCACCAUAAAGUCAGUCAGUCAGUUCGAUUCUCUCCUCAUUUUGUAUCCACAAACAAAUAUUAAAUCUCAACAUUUAUUUGAAAUUUGGAUUUCUUUCCCUGCCCCUACUUCCUGAUGACAUCAAAAAAAUGGUGAGCUGUGAUUGGUCAGUAGUGUGUCUGUGAUAUAGUCUGAACCUGAUGUUAAACUGUUUUUUUGUUUUGUUUGACACAAACUUAAUUUUUACUUUUGAUGAUGUCACUCAGAAAUCGUCAUGGCGACUGUAUUCCUGUGGUCCAGUGAGAUGAAACCACAGAGCUGUGCAGCUGUGAACAUCUGGAUGAGAUAAUAAAGGCUGAGUGAGCACUAAA
This is a messenger RNA of Oreochromis aureus, 1022 nucleotides long. Its product is annotated as DELTA-sagatoxin-Srs1a-like. Gene Ontology annotation, cellular component: pore complex. The record is from RefSeq and is a predicted model, not a curated record. Gene Ontology annotation, biological process: cytolysis in another organism; monoatomic cation transport; pore complex assembly. NCBI's taxonomy places the organism in Eukaryota, Metazoa, Chordata, Actinopteri, Cichliformes, Cichlidae. The transcript is spliced from 4 exons. Bases 153 to 647 code for a protein of 164 amino acids. Gene Ontology annotation, molecular function: channel activity.